This is a messenger RNA of Paramuricea clavata, 2618 nucleotides long. Lineage: Eukaryota; Metazoa; Cnidaria; Anthozoa; Malacalcyonacea; Plexauridae. The record is from the annotation of a GenBank genome assembly.
AUGGAACCUGAAGCACUUAUGGACAGUUCUGAGGUACUGUGAACGCUUAACAAAAUUCAUAAAACAUUUUUGUGAUUGUUUCUAUCAGAAAUCCUUAAUCUCAUAUCCCCAACCUUAAAACCAUUGUAAGCACCCCUUGAGCAAAACAUUGUAAGCAUGGCUUGAGCAAAACAUUGCACCCCUUUUUCUCCUUAGGUUGUUUUUUAUGACACAACAUUAUAUAUGUAUAAUUCAAAUUUUGAUACAAUAUACAGGUAUCAGUUGAAAGCCAACAUUUACAUGGAGAGAAUUUCUAAGGAGGGUCUUUUGCAAACGAUUAAUAUCACUGUUCUAUGGUACACGAAGUAAGUCAGUUUUUAGAUUUUUAAAGUAUACAAAUAUAUAUUUUAGGAUACUGGUUCUGUUCCUUUGGUAAAGUGUAUGAAUUGUGAGGUUGAAGUAUUGAUUACUGAGAUCAGGGAACAUCGGCAAAUUUGUUGCAGAGAUGAUGAACUGUGAGUAUAAUGAAUGGUUAGAGAAGCCCUAUCUCUGUAAAAGGAAGCUUUUUUUCAGAAUAUAUAUUAAAUGCCCAUGCAGGGGCAGGAUCAUUAUGGCCUACCAUUCUUCUCAUCUAACCUAUGAAUGCAUCAACAAUAGUUUGUGGUAGAUAAAUUGAAUGAGAUGUUAACCUUAUAACUUUUCAGAAGAGUGCAUUGAUGGGUUAAAUAUGGCCUCUCAGCCAUUGGCAGGAUGCUUGUAUAGUUUUUUCCAGCUUGAGGUUUCCAUAACUUCAUUAAAAUUUAUGUCCUGAACAGUGGCGUAGCCAGCCCGACAAUUUAGUCCCACUAUGCAAAUUCAAAAUUAUUAUCAUUAUUAAUUUCUUUAGAAAUUGAUUGUUUUCACAGUCAAUGAACAUGGAAAUAUUUGCAUAGCGGGACCAAAGAGUCGGGCUGGCUAUGCUACUGGUCCUGAAGUUAUUAGAGAUGCCUCUGAGCUGGAAAAGAGUGACUGAUAUGAGUUUUUUUUAAAAAAAGUUUAUAAUAAUAAUAAUUUAUUUAAAACUGAUUUUGUAACCAAUAGGUUAAAUAACAUCAGAAAUUUACGAAAUGGUUCCGAUAAUUCUCUUAAAUACAGGAGUUACCCAAGGUUUGUCAUUGUCAUGUAAUUUGACAGUUUUUAUUGGAAGGAAACAAUCCAAUUCGGCAUUUAUGAUGUCUUGGAAGAGGUCUAAUUUUUGUUCACAAGAAAUAGUGCGGCAUAAAAUGUUCCAAUUAAAAUCGGUUAACCACUUUCCAAAAGCAGUUUUUGCAGCAUUAUUUCCCUGUCUGAUUUUUACUUUCGUGUGGGCGUUUUUAGUUGAACCUUCCUUAUAUGAGCAUAACACUGAAUUGUGGUCGCUGCGCCCAACGGGUGGGAUUACCAAGGGGAUGUUACAAAAGUCUGACAUGUUUGUCAAAAUUAAAUCCAAAAUAGCAUUCCCUCUCGUAGGUUGUUUAACAAUCUGUUUUAAAGUAAAAUGUCUGAGUAUUGUGGAAACUGGACAUUUGUUAAAAUCCCCAACUAAUAUUAUGCCAGCAUUUGGGUACAUGGAGAGGGCAACAUCAAGCUUUAUGGUAAGGUGUUCAAUUAUUGUGUUGUUGUCGCUGGAUGGUGGGUGGUAAACCACACAGACAACCAAACAUGAGAAUCCUCGGAACAGUUUGUGAGGUCUCAGGUAAAGCCACAGAGUUUCGAAACAAACAUCUUGCAAACAAGUUAGAAUUUUAAAGGGGAUCUGUGACUUUAUAUAAGCACACACCCCUCCUCCAGUCCUAGAUUUUCUAUCACAACGUAUCAAGGAGUAGCCAUGUAUUUGGACUGCGGCGUUGUCAAUGUUUUCAUUUAGCCAUGUUUCUGUGAUAAAAGCUAAACUGGCAUGAUUUAAUUUAAGAAUAGCAUAUAAUUCAUCAAUUUUCGGCAGAAGUGAUCUGACAUUUGAAAGGAAAAAUGAUAGUGGGUAUCUUUGGGCAUUUGGGCAACCUAGUCUCCAAUUUUUAUGGUUCAAUAUAGGAAUUUUUAUCAAAUUUUCCGUGGUUACGAACCUUUCGUUUGUGUAUGCAGGGGUACUGUUUAAACGAUUAUGUAAGUUAAUUUGCCGUCUAGUUGUCCAAACCGGAUAUUAUUUGUUCUAGGUAUUUGAUCGGCUACGGGAUCAGUAUAUGAAAUGCUUUGUCGGUCGGUUUUGUAUUGCACUUAUAACAUGAAUCUUUUGUUCAUCUCAAUUUCAUGUUUGCAACCAUUUUGUGACAGUGCAUGGCAAGAUAUAACAUUUUCUUUUGUGUUAAAUUCAGAUCAGAAAUCGUACCAGGUCCAGAUGGAGAUCAUGAUAAAAAUGAUGUCUGCUUACAUCCAAGUGAACAUGUACCUGUAUGUGCUAUAUAAUGUAGAUAUUACCAGUAUAGAUGCUUUAAUGUCUUUAAUAUAUGAUAGCCUAAGUUGCAAGCUACUUAUUUAGUGACACACUUUAUUUAAUCUCAGGAACUAGAAUGUGAUGUUCACACUGUUGAAUGUGAUGAUUGUCAUGAACGAUUCCCUGCCCAAGAAGCCAUGGAGCAUAACAACACUUGUCGUGGUGGGACUUCUGGAAUUUCUGAAAGAAG